AUGUCUCAUGUCUCCACUACUGAUCAGCUUGCUGACGCUUUCACCAAACCCUUACCGCGUCCCCGUUUCCAUCUCCUUCGUUCCAAGAUCGAUGUCUUUAAUGGUGCCACUGUCUUGCAUGGGCGUUUUAUGGAAUCUCCUACUUCAAAGGAAAUCAGUUCAUCAACAACACAAUCUGCUCCAUCAACCACACAAUUGGCUCAUCCGUAUGAAAGUCAACUAUGA
Messenger RNA from Prunus armeniaca (apricot), 225 nucleotides. NCBI's taxonomy places the organism in Eukaryota, Viridiplantae, Streptophyta, Magnoliopsida, Rosales, Rosaceae. The record is from the annotation of a GenBank genome assembly.